This is a messenger RNA of Oenanthe melanoleuca, 3044 nucleotides long. RefSeq names its product rhodopsin (gene RHO). Gene Ontology annotation, biological process: phototransduction; G protein-coupled receptor signaling pathway; visual perception. Gene Ontology annotation, molecular function: G protein-coupled receptor activity. NCBI's taxonomy places the organism in Eukaryota, Metazoa, Chordata, Aves, Passeriformes, Muscicapidae. Gene Ontology annotation, cellular component: membrane; photoreceptor outer segment. The transcript has 5 exons. Bases 538 to 1593 code for a protein of 351 amino acids. The record is from RefSeq and is a predicted model, not a curated record.
AGAACGGGGCUGGGACACUUCUCUGUCACCCAGGGACCACACCUGGCCUGCCCAGCCUGGCCACCAUCUGCAGCCCCCAGACCCACAGUCUUGGGGUUGGACCACACACGUCUCUCCUGCCAGGGGGAAGGGAAAGGGGGAGCCAGGCUGUGCAAGGGAGCUGCUGCCUGCUGUGAGCCCCUCAAAUGAAUGCAGCAGUGCAGAGCUACCUCCUUAUAUUUGUGACCAUGAGCCGUGGUCUCCAACAAUGAGAGCGCUGGCCAGAAACUGGUGUCACCUUAACACCUUCCCAGGAAAGCCAAUUACCCUGGGAUGAUUAUGAUUAAUAAUUCUCUAAACCCUAAUCGUGCUGACACCAGUGCCUGGAGCUUACCCGGGGGGCACUUUAUAAGAGGUGCCCUGUGGGGGAGAGUUUAACUGGUUCUCCUUGGGGUGACAGCGAAGGCUGAGAGGUGGCAGGAGCUCCAUUCAGAGGCAGUUUCCCCCUUCCACAAAAGAAGUCCCAGAGCAAGAGCAGAAAGCCCACAGACUACAGCCAUGAACGGGACAGAAGGCCAAGACUUCUACGUGCCCAUGUCCAACAAGACGGGGGUGGUGCGGAGCCCCUUCGAGUACCCCCAGUACUACCUGGCUGAGCCCUGGAAGUACUCAGCCCUGGCUGCUUACAUGUUCAUGCUGAUCCUGCUGGGCUUCCCCAUCAACUUCCUCACGCUCUAUGUCACCAUCCAGCACAAGAAGCUCCGCACACCUCUGAACUACAUCCUGCUGAACCUGGCAGUCGCCGACCUCUUCAUGGUGUUUGGAGGCUUCACGACCACCAUGUACACCUCCAUGAACGGCUACUUUGUCUUUGGAGUAACAGGGUGCUACAUCGAAGGCUUCUUUGCCACGCUGGGCGGUGAAAUUGCUCUUUGGUCACUGGUGGUCCUGGCCAUCGAAAGAUACGUAGUGGUCUGCAAGCCCAUGAGCAACUUCCGCUUCGGGGAGAACCACGCCAUCAUGGGCGUUGCCUUCUCCUGGAUCAUGGCCUUGGCCUGUGCAGCCCCCCCCCUUUUCGGCUGGUCCAGGUACAUCCCCGAGGGCAUGCAGUGCUCCUGUGGGAUCGACUAUUACACGCUCAAGCCAGAGGUCAACAAUGAAUCUUUUGUCAUCUACAUGUUUGUGGUUCACUUCAUGAUCCCGCUGGCAAUCAUUUUCUUCUGCUACGGGAACCUGGUCUGCACUGUCAAGGAGGCUGCUGCCCAGCAGCAGGAGUCUGCCACCACCCAGAAGGCAGAGAAGGAAGUGACCCGCAUGGUCAUCAUCAUGGUCAUCUCCUUCCUGAUCUGCUGGGUGCCCUAUGCCAGUGUGGCAUUCUACAUCUUCACCAACCAGGGGUCAGACUUCGGGCCCAUCUUCAUGACCAUCCCAGCAUUCUUUGCCAAGAGCUCGGCCAUCUACAACCCUGUCAUCUACAUCGUCAUGAACAAACAGUUCCGGAACUGCAUGAUCACAACCCUCUGCUGUGGCAAGAACCCUCUGGGAGACGAGGACACAUCUGCUGGCAAGACAGAGACCUCGUCCGUCUCCACCAGCCAGGUCUCCCCUGCAUAGGCCCCAGGGGAGCAGCCAGUCCCCGGGGUGCUGCCCUGGGGGCACAACCUUCGCCCACCGCCGCCACCUCCUGCCCCAUGGCCAGGCCCUGUGGGACAGGCUCCUCGCUCCUGGCUCUAGGAACCCUGGGAACAAGGCUGAAAAUCUGUACACACCUUUUGUAAUUAAAAUGCAAAGGCUUAGCUCCUCUGGCGAAAAUCCAUGCGUUUCUGUUGACUUGCUGAGAGCUCAUGCCCCUUCUCUGAGUGCAGAGGGGGUCAGAGAGCUCUGCCUGGGCCAUGGCAGAGCUGUCCUGCCUCCCUCAACCUGCCCCAGCCAGGGCACCUUCUGCAUCUGCUGCUGCCAGGGCCAGAGCUGGGGCCACUUUCUGGCUCUUUUGCCAGAGAUGUUUCCUAGCCAGUGCUGCCAGUCCCUCAGCCCAUCAGCAGCAGGUUUGGCUGCUGCAAAGUGCCCCAGCUCUGUCAGAUGCUCCCAGCUCUGGCCCUGUCCCAUCUGCCAGAAGUCCUGGGAGACACUGUGAUUCCUGCAGGGGAUGGGACAGAUACCAGUGCACGGAUCCUGCUGGCAGGCAGGAGGCACAGAGAGCCCUGCCAGCAUGACACAGCCUUGAGUGGCUCCAGCACAGCUCUGUGCUCAGCCCUGCAGCACUGCACAACCUGAAUGUCUCUAGGACAGCUCUGUGCUCAGCCCUGCAGCGCUGCACACCCUGAGUGGCUCCAGCACAGCUCUGUGCUCAGCCCUGCAGCACUGCACAACCUGAAUGUCUCUAGGACAGCUCUAUGCUCAGCCUUGCAGCACUGCACACCCUGAAUGUCUCUAGGACAGCUCUGUGCUCAGCCCUGCAGUGCUGCACACCCUGAGUGGCUCCAGCACAGCUCUGUGCUCAGCCCUGCCAGCACUGUACACCCUGAGUGGCUCCAGCACAGCUCUGUGCUCAGCCCUGCAGCACUGUACACCCUGAGUGGCUCCAGCACAGCUCUGUGCUCAGCCCUGCAGUGCUGCACACCCUGAGUGGCUCCAGUACAGCUCUGUGCUCAGCCCUGCAGCACUGCACACCCUGAGUGUCUCUAGGACAGCUCUGUGCUCAGCCCUGCACAGCAGCACACCCUGAGUGUCUCUAGGACAGCUCUGUGCUCAGCCCUGCACAGCAGCACACAGACAGAGUUUGCACCCUGAGCAGCAGCUCUGCUCCAUGGCCCCAGCACCCCUUCAGUGCAGUCCUCUUUCUCUUCCCUAGCCAUCUUUGGACCCCUAGGGCCAACCCCCAAGGAGCUUCCCCAUGCCCUGCCCGUUUGGGGCAGUCUGGUCCUGGCCCAGCAGCAGGUUUGGGCAGCUCUGGAGGCUUGCUGGGCACAGGGCUGAUCUCCAGCAGCAGCACCCAGCAGCAUAUGGCUCAGCCACGCCGACAUAUGUUCGAAGCACUACAAGAUGGCAUGUUGCAAUUGUAGCAG